CACGUUUUACCGUUUCCGGCACAACCUCGACCGAGGAUUGUCUGACAACUCGUGCAGAAACUUGCCUAAGUUUGAUCAACCUUAAAAGCUGAGCAAGUGUUUGUCAUCCCUCGCGAAUCCUGCCGUGGCUUUCAACUCACCAGUAAAGCGGUCUGACAUUUGACGAGUGUUUCCUGCAAAUGUAAAUAUUUCACUUUCUGAAAGUCCGAACCAAACUUCUGCGGCUUGGCUACGCUAGGCUAGGCUAGGCUAGGCUAGGCUAAGCUAAGCUAAGCUAACUCCGGCUAACCCCUUCAUGGCUCCUCUCCGGGUUCUGUGUGUACACGGUUACCGGCAGAACGGCGGCUCGUUCCGCGAGAAGACGGGAGCUCUGCGGAAGCUGCUGAAGAAACAGGUGGAGCUGGUUUACCUGAGCGCACCGCACGGCGUCCGGCAAGGCUGCAGCGAAGAAGCUCCGGAGAAGGAGGACGGUUCGGCUCCUGGCCCUGGCGGUGACGAGGACUCCAGGGGCUGGUGGUUUUCGGACGUCCAGGCUCGGAGUUUCAGCGCUCAGCAGCAGUGCGAGGAGAGCCUGGGGCUCGACGAGAGCGUGGCAGUUGUGAGGGAAGCUGUGCAAGUCCAGGGGCCAUUCGACGGCAUCCUGGGCUUCAGUCAGGGAGCAGCAUUCGUGGCCAUCCUUUGCUCUCUCCAGGAGCAAAAACUGGAGCCGGAGUUCAGCUUCCGCUUUGCCGUCCUUGUCGCUGGCUUCCGCAGCGCGUGUUUGGAACACUUGAAGUUCUACAGCGCUCCCCUCCGCAUCCCCUCCCUGCACGUGUUUGGACUAGAGGACCGAGUCAUCCCCGACGACAUGAGCAGAGAGCUCCUCCCUUCCUUCCUCGAGCCUCGGGUCCUGACGCAUCCCGGUGGCCAUUUUGUUCCGGCCGCAUCUGCUCACAGACCAACGUACCAGGACUUUCUCAAGAGUUUCCAGUGAGAAGAGCUACAACCUGUGACCUCAGCACUUAGAUAUGCUUGUUUAAUGUUUAAUGUCAUGAUGCUGGGGUUUUUUUCUCUGAUCUGAUCAGAUCCAUCCAAAACAGUUCAGCGACUGCUGUUCUUCUCAGGGAAGAUGUCUUGUAAUAGGCAAUAAAUAAGAGGACAGCUGUUUAUUUAAUCUA
Molecule: messenger RNA, 1157 nt
Organism: Scophthalmus maximus (turbot)
Lineage: Eukaryota; Metazoa; Chordata; Actinopteri; Pleuronectiformes; Scophthalmidae
Gene: ovca2
Product: OVCA2 serine hydrolase domain containing
Exons: 2
Coding region: 296-973 (225 amino acids)
Biological process (GO): response to retinoic acid
Cellular component (GO): cytoplasm; nucleus
Source: RefSeq, a predicted model, not a curated record